AUGGGCGCAGAGGACGACAUGAUGAAGUUGAUGGGCUUUUCGGGCUUCGGGCAGAAGGCCAAGCCAGACCAGGAGGACCACAUGAAAUCCCGCGUGAAAGACGUCGCCGCUCGCGCCGACGACAACGUUGACAUGCCGGUCGAGGGCGACUCGCUGCCAGCCAAGGCCCAUGGCCAACCUGCAAGGCCUCGUGCAUCUGCACAUGCACCAAAGAGCACGCGAGCCGAAGCGGGCAGCAAACAGGUCGGCCCGCAGACUGCGGAGGGCGUCUCGCCCGGAGCUGGCCCCGCGGACGUCGAGCUUCCGUGCAGCCACGAGCUCGUCAUCUCUGGGCAUCACACUCGCACCAUCACCGCCCUUGCUGUCGACAGGACAGGGCUGCGCUUCGUCACGGGUAGCAGUGACAACAAAGCGCGCAUGUACGACUUCAAUGGAAUGACAACAGCACUGCGGUCUUACCGCGAGAUGGAGCCAAGCGAGGGCCAUCCGGUCGUGUCGCUGUCUUUCUCCCCGAACUCGGAGCUGUUGCUCGCCGUCACUGGUUCUCCGCAGCCAAAGUUAUACGACCGUGAGGGGCACUCGCUCGGCGAGUUCCCGCGCGGCGAUAUGUACAUCCGCGACAUGCGGAACACCAAGGGGCACGUGUCGUCAUGCACGGGCGGCAGCUUCCACCCGGCGGACCGCGGCAAGGCGAUGACGUCUAGCGUGGAUGGCACGGUGCGCUUGUGGGACUGCUGGGCUCUGAAACAGACGUGCGUGAUCAAGCCGGCGCUGUCACGGCCAGGACGCGUGCACGUCACUGCGUGCGCGUUUGACGCAACAGGCAACCGCGCUGUGGGAGGACUGUCGGAUGGGUGCAUUCAGAUCUGGGACUUACGGGGGUCGUUCGGGCGGUCUGCGGCGGUCGGUCAGAUCAGUGCGCCUCGACAACAAAUGGUGGAGAAACAGGACUGGCGCUACUUGACGACGGCGAGCGAGGUUUGCCGCGGGGCACACAAGGCAGAGGAGGACGUUUCGGGGUUGCUGUUUUGCGACGAAGGGCAUCAGCUUGCGUCUCGCUGCUGCGACGGCACGCUCAAGGUCUGGGACACGCGGGCGCUGAAGUGUCCGAUACGAGCGUUCGGGGGCUUGCCAGCGGCGUGUGCGAGUGCAAAUGUUGCUGCCAGCCCACUAGGCGACCUGCUGUUGACCGGAGUGGGCACAGGAGAGGUGAACGGGACCGGCGAAGUUGUCGUGAUCGAUCGAGUGCGACUGGAGCUGCAGCGUCGUCUUGCGUUCCCGGCGCCGGUGACGUGUGUGUUGUGGCAUCCCAUCAUCAAUCAAGUGAUUGUCGGCACGGGCGACCGAAAACGUGCUGCCUGCCACGUACUCUACGAUCCCGACCGAUCAUCGAACGGUGCACUGCUGGCUGCCCGGAAAGCACCACGUCGCGUCGACCUGGACUGGACUCCACCUGUGGUGGAGAGGCAACACACAUCCGGUCCGCGCAUGACGUACAAGCGAAAGAUGCAGAUGGACACCGAACGCGCCCUCAAGACACGGAAGCCAGACUCCGGGCUGAGUUUGGCCGCUGGGAAGGGCCGCGAGGGACGUGUUGGCAGUACACCGCACUCCAUGCUGAAGCACCACCUGCUGCAGAAAGGCUCGCACGUGCGAGACAACUUGCUCGUCGACGCGCGGGAUGCAAUUCUUCAACACAAGGUGGAUGAGGGGGACAUCUACUCCCGAGCAUACAAGGACACGCAACCACAGCCCGUGUACGAAGCAUCAGAGGACGAAGAUGACGCGUCUCGUUGA
Pedinophyceae sp. YPF-701 is the source of this 1797-nucleotide messenger RNA. NCBI's taxonomy places the organism in Eukaryota, Viridiplantae, Chlorophyta, Pedinophyceae. The record is from the annotation of a GenBank genome assembly.